Messenger RNA from Pomacea canaliculata, 17404 nucleotides. RefSeq names its product probable E3 ubiquitin-protein ligase HERC1. Gene Ontology annotation, molecular function: protein binding; ubiquitin-protein transferase activity. The transcript has 82 exons. Lineage: Eukaryota; Metazoa; Mollusca; Gastropoda; Architaenioglossa; Ampullariidae. The record is from RefSeq and is a predicted model, not a curated record. The coding region runs from base 126 to 15647 and encodes 5173 amino acids.
UAUCAAGAAAGAUAACUGGCGGAUUGAUGGUAAAGACGGCUUGACACAGCAGAAAGAUAAUAAUUUGCAUUUUUUUGCAAGAUGACAUGAACAAGAGCUGAGGAAGAGCAAGAGUCAUUUGUGAUAUGAGCUGGCAGGACAGAAUGGUUGGCUGCAAGCACAAACUGAAGUGGUUUGACCACCUGAACAGCAGCUGGGUCACUGAGGACUGCGAGUCUAUUAACUACUCAGAUAGCUUGAAUGCGCUGUACGAGCGUCUUUUGGACAACAAAGAAGUGGUUUUCUUUCCACCUCAAGCCAUUCCAAUCAGUGGCCCUCCUUUGCCAGAUUUUGAUUCUGACUCCCUCACAACAGAUGAACAAGAACAUCUUCUGGACUCCCUUCUGUCCAAUCAGCUCUUUCUGGGAGCUGUUGUUUAUAAUAGCGCUCCAUUUACACAGAAAUUGAGGAGGAGGCAACUAGUCCUGCAGAGGAUUUAUCAUGCUGUGUCACACAAGUUUCACAACAGACCAGAAUCAACCCAGAUUGGAACAGAGGCAAAGUCACAAGUGGUUGGUGCCUCAAAUGAAAAGUCUGGAGCUUCUGUGAUUUCUGGCAGCGAUGCUCUGAUUGAACUAGGAGUCAAAACUGGACUUAGCCUCCUUUUUUCACUUUUCAGACAGAAUUGGUUGCUAGCACGUCAGACUGGGCAGAUGUCUUUGUGUAAUGAAGUGUUACAGACAGCAAUUUCCAUUGUGUCAUCGCUUCCUCCUUUGUCUUUGGCCAACGAGGCUCGGCUCACUAGUCUUGGGACAGAUUCUUUGAAUGAGGUCACCUCAUUUCUGAGAUCAGCAGCCUCACCUCAGGCAGGAGCUGAUGCUGCAGGACAGCAGUUGGCAGCAGAGUUGAUGCUCGCUCUCACAGCGCAGCGAGGAAUGUUGCACUUCCUUUUGGACUGGGUGGAUUUGGCACUACAUGUCUCAGCUGCAGCCCGCAGCGAGGAGAAGAAAUCAGGGGUGCAUGAAGGGCGACUUGGAAGGAUUGGAUUAAUCUUUUUUCAGAAAGUCUUAUCAGAGAUGGUGCAGUCUGCAAGUGGUGGCCGGAACUGUACGUCUAGACCGUCUUUGCAAGAGAACACAGAUGGUCACCUACCCAUGCAUGAGGCAGCCAUUCUAUUGAUGGAAGAGCUGCAGCACCUUGCUGAAGACUACACCAACACCUCUGCUGGACCUGACAGCAAUGUGAACAACACUGCCUCCACUUCUAGCAGUAGCACUUCUGGCUGUGAGACAGGCGUGACUGGGAGACCCAGUGUGAUGUUGUCAACAUCUGGAUCAGGCCAGGGGGCAAGGGAGGAGUGUGAUGUCUACGUCUGGGGCAGCAACAAUUCACAUCAGCUAGCUGAAGGCAGCCAAGAGAAAAUCCUCACACCAAAGCUUGCUUCUGCUUUUGCUAGCUGUCAGCUGAUUGAAGCUGGUCAGUUCUGCACAUUCCUGAUCCAUAAUGACAACACUGUGAGUGCUUGUGGCAAAGGCAGUUAUGGACGACUAGGUCUGGGUGACUCAAACAAUCAGCCAUUCCCUAUGAAGGUGACAUUUGAACCUAAAUGUGGUAUAAAGAAAAUAUCAUCAUCCAAAGGUUCUGAUGGACACACACUGGCCCUUUCUGUAGAUGGGGAGGUUUAUUCUUGGGGAGAUGGAGAUUAUGGUAAACUGGGCCAUGGAAACAACUGCACUGUAAAGUCACCUAAACUGAUUCAAGGUCCUUUUAUUGGCAAGAAAAUCCGUUGCAUCUCAGCUGGCUACAGGCAUAGUGCUGCAGUAACUGAGGGAGGGGAACUGUACACUUGGGGAGAAGGGGACUAUGGCCGCCUUGGUCAUGGAGAUAAAACAUCCUAUAGCAGCCCUAAGCUGGUGAAGGACAUUGGGGAGGUUGGACAAGUGGCCUGUGGUAGUGUCCAUACUAUUGCAGUGUCUCAGGAUGGCAAGACAGUCUGGUCAUUUGGCAGUGGGGACAAUGGAAAGCUUGGGCAUGGAGAUAUGAACCGGUACAACAAACCUCGUUCGAUUGAAGCUUUUGCUGGCAUGCACAUCCGCAAGGUGGCCUGCAGUGGUCAAUCUUCUCUAGCUCUUACCUCCACUGGACAGGUGUAUGCUUGGGGUAGUGGCUCUUGCAUAGGUUGUGGUGUGGCAGAGUUCACUGCUUUAAGGCCCAAACUUAUUGAGGAUCUACAGAAUAUUCGCAUUGUGGACAUCUCCUGUGGUGACAGCCACUGUUUGGCUCUUUCCCAUGAUAAUGAGGUUUAUGCUUGGGGGAAUAAUGCCAUGGGUCAGUGUGGUCAAGGCCACUCCCAAAGUCCCAUCACACGACCUCGCAAGGUUGUGGGUCUGGAAGGUGUGGCUGUUCAACAGAUCUCGGCAGGUACUUCUCACAGUGUGGCCUGGACAGCACUACCAUCAGACAGACAUGUGAUAGCUUGGCACAGACCCUUUUGCGUUGACCUUCAGGAAGCAACAUUUGCCAAACUGUGCAGUUUCUUGGAGCGCUACUGUGAUGGGUUUGAUGCCCCAUCCCCUCCUCCACCAUUUACGUCCAGCGAGCAGCAUCACCACUUUGUCUUGCUGUGUCUGCGUCUGUUGUCAUCUCAUUUGGCUUUGACUCUGGCCUGUGGGCUGGGUAGUGAGGUGCUAGGGGAGCAAACACAACCCCUGAGAAAUUUGUUGUUUCGCCUUGUUGACACUUCCACACCAGAUGGCAUUCAGCAGGCGGUGUCUUCUACUCUGUCGAUUGGUGCCUGCCUGCUUUUACCACCUCUGAGGGAACGCAUGGAGCUUUUGCAUUUGUUGCUUCCUCAGGGACCUGGAAGCUGGGACACACUUACACGAGGACAGCGUAUGCAGCUGGGCAUUGUGCUGACAAGCCUCCAAGAUAAUCAGCAUGUUGCCACUGUUUUGGGCCUCACAGCGUCCACUGGAGCAGCAUCAGAUGUAUGCACUGUCACCGACUUUGGUGAUACUCAAAUGAAGCCAGAGUCCUCUUGCACACAAAAUCUACAGCUUGCUGAGUUGCUUAUGAAGACCAUUCUCAGGAACCUUGCUGCACACACGGAACGUUCGUUGUGUGAACUGGAGAAAAACCUGGACAAAGCCAAACUGGUGACUGCCAUAGAGUCAUCUCCACCUCCUCACCUGCACAACUUGCUGUCAUCAUUGCAGAAACAUCUUUUGGCUUAUUGUCUAAAUAGCAAGAAUGAACAGAUGGUGCAAGAUAUUGCAAAGCAUCUGCAACAACACUUGCUACUACUGCUGCCAGUUUGUGCUGAGAUCAUCACCCAUGCCACAACAAUCAUUCAAGCAAGUCACAAUACCAGCAAUGAAUGUCACAAUCAACUUGAGAAUGUACUACUUCAAUCGCCUGCUGGAGAAAUGUUAACUCACAUAGUCACGGCAUUGGUGCUGGUGCCCGUGCCUCUGGUGCUGCCCGUCUUGCACGAGGUGCUGUCACUGCUUCCAUGCUUGGACAGUCUGUGUCGUGCUCUUUCUAGCAUGCAGUUCCUAGACCUGUCUCACCUUGAACCUGAAGUUGGAGGAGAAGACGACUUGAAGUCUGUACCUUGGUCAUGGGUACUGGACUUAGAACGGACCUGUGCACUGGUAGUCGGACUUUGCAUUGGUUCAAUGCUGUACGGACCACCCAUGAUGGCCUGUGAGGCACAGAGCCAGUCUUGGCUAUCCUCGCCACUGUUCAGCAAUGGACUGCAUUUCUCAGUAAAGCAGCUGGAAAAGGUUACAAACACAGUCUGUGAGAAUAUGUCAGAGAAAUACUCUGAUGGUCUUCAUCUUGAACUGGACUUGAACUUAGAAGAAGAGACCAGCAGUCUGUUGGAUUUGGGCUUGGGGUUGCCAUGCACUUCAACUGUUCAUCUGGUCAGCAUGAUGCAUGGCUUUGCUGUUGAUCAGGACUUGGACACUUGUGAGUUGGCAGAGGAAACAGUGUUGGACACUGUGACACGCUUUUACCUGGCUGCACUCCUGAAACAUGGAAACCUACUUAGAUCUGCUCUGGAAUCAGAAGUGCCAAGUCCCCAGCUACAGUCCCUGUUCCUCCUUGUAUAUCAGCUUCGGAGCAAGUUGGUGUCCUAUCGCCAGUCCUACAGCAGCUACGCCACCAUACCUGCAUCUCCAGAGGCUCGCUCCAAACGGGUCUCUACUGAUGAAGAGGGUCCUGAAAGUAGCAGUGCACAAGGCGGCAUGUCUGGGCUGCAGCCUCAGACUGAAGGUCUUAAUGACAGCAGUGAGACUAUUGACUUAGAUCGUGAGCACAGAGAGUCAGAUGAUGAUGAUGACCAGGAAGGAACACUUCAAGGGGAUCGUGAGGAACUAUCAUACAGCGAUGUUGCUCAGCGAUUCUUGCAGAGAUGCAUAUUUCUUCUGUUGGCAGUAUGCCCACCGAUUACAGAAGAAACAGUAAGUUUGCUGAAGAAAUCUCAUGAGGACAAGGACCAUGUGACUCACCCCCCAUCUCCUCUCAGAAGACAACGCCAUGGAAGUCUUCCCGAUAUUACAUCGGAACCUGAGGAUGAGUCAGCUCAGCCAAUUUGGGAGAGGGAAGGCAUAGCCACCCCAAACCUAAAUUCUUGGAAUAACAUUCAUCAUUUAAGUCCUCAUCUUAACUCCCUGCAGAAAGUAAAGGAAAUGCUUCGCCGACUACGUUGGCAGCAGGAACAGCUCUUGGGCAGGAUGCGAGAUCAGGACCGAGACCCAGGCUUAGCUUUUGGGGGAAGCUCCUAUCCACUGAGUUCUGCAUUGUCCCCUGCUCCUUGGGCAGUGGAAAUUGCACGCUUCGUAUCAUGUGAACAGAGAGCAGGGCGCUUUGACGAAGUAGAAACACUUGAAAUGGCUCGUGCUAUGACAGUGCAACAAGAAAGAGCAGAGUCACGGCUAUAUGCACUAAACCAAGUGGCAGAGCUGUUUUCAACAGCCAAGGACAAAGAAGCUAACAUUGGGGGCUUCAGUCUUACAUCUACAACACUCCUUAACUCAGCUCACCUUCAGCUACUGGCUGGCUGCUUUGGCCUGGGCUUGAACUUUGACCUCAAGAUAACAGGUCAACAUCUACGUCACUAUCAGGACCUGAUCCAGACAGCCAAAUCACAGACCCAGCAAGAGAUACAGCUGGCUGUCCAUCGUGUAUACGAAGCUCUUAUCAACUCUCUUGUUCGCAUUCACCACUCAUCCAGCCAGGCAUUCAACACACGAUCUCAGUUGCUGUUGUCAUCUAUUCUGGCACUGAGUGUGAGAUAUCAACCUGUGGACAUCUCACUUGUUGUCUCCUGCCGCCUACCUGCCACCCUUCUGGAGCUCUGUGCCCCAGCAUCUCUGACAAUGCCCCAGACUUUGCCUCCUGUAACGUGCAGUCUCCAGCCUGCUCAAAUGGCAGCCAUACUGCACAUGUCCAGUCAGCGUCUGUUACAGAUCAUUGCUUUAUCCACUGGAAUGCAUUCAGAAAGACUUAGUAUUGGUGUGGUACAGACAGUCAUGGAGUUGCUAUGGCAACGCCUUCAGAGCUUACUUCAUGCUGUUUGCCCUUCACUUGCUCCUGCACAAGAUAAUUCCGCAGAUCAGUCAUUUCCUACAGAACCAAGCUCUGUGGCUGUAGCAGUUGUUGGCGACUUCCUCGUGUUCCUUCGACGCGUUUGCUGCAACAGAACUGUGCAGCACCGCUUGACAGAACAUCGGUGGUUGCAGACCCUCCUCACCAUCAUCAGUGGCACAGAUGAGAAAGGUCAGCUGUACAUUGACAACUUGAGAGUUCGUCUUUUAGCCAUGCAGUUGUUGAGCAGUGUGCUUCCUGCUUAUGACAAAGAGGCUGACAGCAAUACAGAUUACAAAAAGGAGGUAGUUGAGAAGUUGUUCCAAAGCCUUGCUGCCAUAUUUUGGAAAAUCCCUAUAGCUAGUGCGUUAACAGCAGCACAUAGCAAGAAAGCUGACCUACAGAAUGCAAGUUCGCUUGGGGCUUUAGCUGGUUCCACUGGUGCAGCUUCUGCUACUGUAGCUGGCGUCACUGCCACCACCUUAACGUCCACAGCUGCCCCUGGAUCCUCAGCAGCAACAGCCACAAGCAGCCCACCUUUCCUUGCUUCAGUGACCUCAUCUCUGCUUCCAACAAAAGACUGGUCAAGCCUUCCCAUCAUAUCGACAUCAAACUCUGCUCCGGCUAAUGCUUGCUUCUCUUCCUUCAUUCCAUCUUCAGCAACACCUCCAGCCGCCUGUGAGAAGGACCAGGUUGAGGUUGAAGGGGUGGUAUUUGACCCUGAUCGCAGCUUGGCAUGCAACAUAGAAAAUGGCCACACAUUGGCCCAUGGAGCUGGUGGUCGUGGGUAUGGUCUGGCAGCUACACCAAUGACAUCAGGCUGCUAUCAGUGGAAGUUUCACAUAGUGAAAGAGAACCGUGGCAAUGAAGGAACAUGUGUUGGGGUUGCUCGCUGGCCGGUCAGGGACUGUGGACAUCGUACAACAUCCGACAUGUGGCUGUACAGGGCCUACAGUGGCAAUCUGUAUCAUGAAGGAGAACUUAGACAUGCCCUCCCUCGCUUCACUCAGGGUGAUGUUAUCACUGCUAUACUUGACAUGGAUGCUCGGACAUUGUCAUUUGCGAAGAAUUUUCAGGAGCCCCAGCUAGCCUUCGAAGACCUUGAACCAGGAGAGCUGUUCCCUGUGGUUACAUUUUAUAGCAGCAGUCCAGGAGAAAAGGUGAAAAUCUCCGACAUGCAGGUGCGCAUGACACCAAGACAACUGCUUGCAGGUGACCCAGUAUGUGCACCAGCCACGGCAGUUGUUGCAGAAGCAAUGAUAGGGCUACUCCGGCGACUACACAGUUGUGCAGCCUGGGGUCCAUGUGUUAGUGCCAAGAUAUGCAGCAUUCUAGAUGCAGCAUCAGCCUGGAAUGCGUCCCGUGUCACAGUCACCUGUGCUACCGACAGCUGGACCAGUUCGCAUAGGAGCAGAGGACAGUCAGUUGAUGCUACUGAUUCAAUGAUGCAGUCUAAGGACACAGAGCAGAUGGUUUCUUGUAAAGAAUCUAAAGCAGAUAUUUCUGAUGCAUCAAUUCCUGUGGUCAGUUCUCAUUCUUUGGACCAGAUACUUAAAGACCAGGAACAGGAUGACUCUGCCACCAAGAGCAGCAAAGAGACAUCAUCAGGAGCCAGUACUGAAACACCGCCUGUAGAAGUUCCCAGACUGAACAAGACCAGCAAGUCAUCAGAAUCUAAAGAUUCAGACUUCAGUCAACAGCCUGAUGACCUGGACUGGCUGUGCUCAGAGGUGUGGCCUUGCCUUGCUGUCCUGGGAGGCCUUGACCGUGGUUUGCGUGUUGGAGCCAGAUGCAUGCAUCGCACCACUGGCAAAUUGGGUGUGGUGCUUGGGCUUGUGAGACCUACAACCACACUGACAAAAGUCCAGUGGGAUGAUGGCGAUACCAGCACAAGUGAUACCCUGAUAGCAAAUCUGGAGCCAGUAGACAUGCCAGCACUCAACAUAGAAAACCUGAGUGGUCUUCAGGCCCACCACCUCCAUGCCAUCAUGUAUCUUGCAUUCUUGAAGGAUGGUCGAACUCGUGGAGACUGUGACUCUUGCAGCAGAAAAUCAGAUGGAUCUUGCAGCUGUAAAAAGAAAAAAGACAAAGAAAAGGGAAAAGAGGAUUCAUCAGUGAGGCAAGAGGAGGAGACAGAGAAACUGAUGAAAGAGCUGGACCGUGACAUAGCACGCAUGCUGGCAGAUGACCUGGAUGCUUAUGACCACAAUGCAGACAAAAAGGAGUACUUGGUGCAUGUCAAAGAUGUCUCAAGAGACAUUCCAGGGCACGUACUGCCACCAAGAGUAGAAGAAGUGCAGGAAGUAGAAAGUGCAGUGAAUGCAGCAGAUGUUAGAAACGAACCUGGUCCAGGAAUAUUAGAGGUCUGUGAAGCUACCAGCAUGGACCAGUUCAUGCCUGGUACAAGCUCAGAACAAGAUCCGUCUGCAUCAGAGAAUAGGACCAGUGAGCAAGAUACCAAGUCAAGUUUAGGAAAGGUGGCACAGCCUGCUCGAGAAAAAAGCUCAGGUUCAUGCACUGCCAUCUCUCAGCAAGAUAUACUUCAAGUAGCAGAUUCAGAAGGAGCAAACACCUUAACACCAAGCACUACAGCAUCAGCAGCUCAGUCCCAUGCUGAAUCAAAGGUUGAACAAGAAAAUCACGAAAAAGACGUCAGUGCAAGUGAUGAUAUGGAAGAAGCAAGCUUCUCAUCUCUGCAUACCUCUUGUACUCCAGGAUUUUAUGAGAUCCUACUGGAGCUAAUUCAAAAUAGAGAAUUUCAGGCAGUUAAGCUGGCGUCCAUGCAACUCACAGCAAUAAAGGCUCUGUCAGCCAUCCUGCACUGCAGCCGUUUUACAGAGAUGUUGCUGGUUCCAAGGGUCAAUCUCCAGCGAGAUGGGUCGCAAGAGAAAGCUCUUCUGGAAGACUUGGCUGCACAGAAGGACGAGGACCUGAAAGCAGCUGUACGUGCAAUCAUGAGGCAGCUGGUGCAUCGGGCCACAUUCCCUUCUCCUUUCCGACGAGCUGUUUCUUUGUCUGAGCUGGAGCGAUCAUUCACAGUUUUGCACAGCGAUAUUGUGCGGACUAUGGCAGAAGAAUCUGUAGGAAUACCUCCCAUGGAAGAGUACUGUGCACCACCUAGAGACCUUGAUGAUCCAAAGCUUUCCCGUACAGUGGUCAACAAACCUAGCAUCCUAGGAAGGCGCUGUCUGCCACCACUAUCUUUGGAUGCAUCUCUUGGAAGGACAGCUAUGGCCAUCACACCAGGUGCAGUGUCAGUCAUCGACAACGCUCAGGGCUUAGUCUCGAACCAACAGCAGACUUCCAUUCUGCAGUAUAUGCGCACAAGUUCCAGUGCUGAGGAUAUGGUCAGCUUCACUCGUCGAAUGUUCAGUGCCCUGAAACCUCGCCUACCUCCUAGUUCAUCCACUUCUCGUUCUGAAGCUCAGCCACUUCGGCCCCCACCUCCUCCACCCAUUCGCUCACGAUCUCCUUCCCCUCCUCCUCCACCCAUUGUGACACCUCUUUUGGAGAUGGGCUUCCAGCUACCUCACAUUCAGAGAGCACUUUCAGCCACUGCUAUCAAUGGCCGUGAUGUGACGGCUCGAGCCAUCAAUCGUCUCGCUACAUGGAUGCUGGAACAUCCUGAGCAAGCUGAAGACUCUAGCCCCAUGGAAUUUUUACGAGAACCAUGCAUCUCACUGCCAGAUGACCUAGGAAUUCAGCCCGCGUCUGACAGGUUAUCUCGUGAGAUGGCCAUAGAAGCCCUGUCAGAACGAUUGGACAACUUAAUUCUGAGUGAGGAAUCAUCAGAAGAACCAGAAGAAUAUGAUGAACUGCCCAGACCCAGCAUAUGUAGACGCCCACGGCGUCUGACUCGCUCCAGACACAUUGAUAUCCGUAGCUUUUUCACAGCAGCCCGUGACCGGCGUGAAAACCGAACUGAGAGGCGACCAGAAGUCAAUGAAGCACAGCCCCUGUUUGACCCAUACGAUGACUUUGACCUCCAAGAUGAGCUAUAUGGGGAGGAGGGCUUGGAGGAUGUGCUGAACUUUGACCCUGUGACUGACCCUGGUGAUCUUGUGUCAUACAUUCGCCGAAGAUUUGGACCAAGACCUGUACGAUGUGAUAUAUGUAAUGUGGAGACUACAAGCUUUAAUCACCACAUGCGUACAGCACAUCCUGGUUGUGGGGGCUGCUGUAACGGCCACCGGUAUCGCAGUACUGGCUCCUAUGAUAAUGGCUGGUUUGAUGGAGUUUGUGGCACUGGCCAUCCAUUCUAUCUGCUAUGCCAAGCAUGCCGGGAGGGCUAUCUGCAGGAGAACCAGGCAGCCAGGGUCGCCCAAAAUGAUGCCAAGGACAUGCAGGGAACAAGCAUGGCGAGCGAUGCUUUUGGAAGUCAGGAGCGAAUGGGAGCCAGUCAUUUGUUCACAGCUGGUCUUGUUGCACCUGACCUUCUAGGAGCUGCAGAACUGAGGCAUGAUGAUGACCUGUGUUUUACCACAGAAGAGCAGCUUGUGAGUGCUUUGGCAGAUAAUUAUCAGCAGCUUCUUCCUCGUCUGGGCUUAUCAGAGGCUCGACCUACCCCAGAUCCUGUUCGCUUCUCAGAGGGGGAUCCUCUUGGUGCUCGCCUAAUGUCCACUUCAGAAACAAGCCCGACUAGUACUGCACUUAGUACAGUCAUGUGCUAUGCCAAAGAGUUGCAAGCAAGAACCCGGCCUAAAGGACUUGGAGAGCAGGCACGCAAUCUACGCUCCACAGCUGACCGACUGCUAGCAUUGCGUCGCACUACUUCGGCCAUGCAAGUGCUGCUUGCUCGCACACUGACACUGCAUGCAUUAGAGUUUCUGGCUGACAGCAGUGGAUCUUGUCAGCUGUCUGCUGCACUGGAACAUCUAGGCCUGGCUGACAUCAUGCAGAUUGUGCGGCUCAUGUCGCUUUGUGCACUGGGGAAGAUGGCUGUCACACCUGACACUCGUGUCUCUCGCCUACUUACCACCCCAUCGACACGCAGCAACAUAAAUCUUACUGCUCUGGACACAGCCAAUGCCAACACAAUAGGCAUGGGAGGGGCUGGUGGCAGUAUGGCAUCUGGAGCCAAAGCAACCUGUAGAGAGUCAGCGGAGCAUUUGCAAAACCUUACAAAAGCUAUUGGAGCUUUGGUGCAGGACAACCCACAGUCUCUGAAACAGCUGGUGCAGCUAUGUACUCAGGAACUUAUGACUGCAGCCAUGGGUCUAAAUACCAGCAGCCUGGAAGACUUGAGUACAGGGUGGUCAGUGGUGCAUACCUCCCAUAUCAGCCAGUCCAUGUCGUUUACUGUGGUUCAGGCACUGGUGUCUCUAUUAACACAAGGUGGCUGGCAUUCACGUUUGCUGCAGGCUCAACUGUCAGGAGAAAAAACUGAUGCGCUAGAGAGCCCACCUACCCUACAAGCCCCAUGUAGCCCUUCGCAGGGAUCUGGCAUCAUCACCACCAUACCCCCACUGGCAGCCCUAACAGCAGCAUCUACUGCCGCUCCAGUUGCAGCUGCUACCAAGAAUAGCAACUGCUGGCACCUGCAGCUAGUGAAUGCUCUCUCAGCCUGUGUCAUAUCAGCUCGCAUGCCUUCUCAUCAUCGUCAGUGGUCUGCUCAACAGCUGUUCAGAGCACUGGCAAGGAAUGCCCAGCCAUCCUACCGCUCACUCCUGUCUGGAGGAGACAACCAGGUGGAUCUAGGUGGUGAUUUGGGAGCUGUCUCCAUAAUGCCUCUUGAAGGUCAUCAGAACCGUUUGUCUGGUUGCAGAUGGAAUGCUAAGAAGCAGUUUCUAGCUUCCAGUGGCUAUGAUGGUACGGCCCGAGUCUGGAGUCUUCCAAACAAGACUCAUGCUUUCCUUCAGCAGACGUGCAUAUUUCAGCGUGGUGAGGAGAUGCACUCAGAAGAACUAGAUGGGUCACACCUGAGUAACCUUUGCUGGAGUGCCACUGGUCGAUUGCUUGCUGCCAGUAUUGACUAUAUGAUCAACAUCUGGACUAUUGGAGGAGGGAAAGGUCACUUGGAUGUUCAGCCCCACUGGGUUACAGCUUUAGCCUGGCCCUUAUCUCGCUGUGGCUUGGAAGGCCGGCUUGGACUGUGUGUGGAAACACUUCUCGUUGGUCGCCUCGACGGAUCCUUGGCUGCCAUUGACGUCAUUGACUCCUCUACAUUUCGUCGAUCGGAACUGACACAUUGUUACAGACUGAAUGUCUCUGUGACACAGCUGGCAUGGUAUGAUGAGGAUCACAGGUUUGCAGUGGGCUACAGUGAUGGAGAACUUGCACUUUGUAGCAAAAAUGACUUUGAAGACCCAGUAAAGGUAGAGGCACAUAAGAGCUCCAUUAUCUCAGUACAAUGGGAUCCCACAGGUCAUCUACUGGCCACUUGUGCUAACAAGGAUCCCUGUCUUCGGAUCUGGUCACACAAAGGAGAGGGGCUGAUGUGUGUGGGAGACUUGUUGCACUCAGCAGUGGUAUCUGCUUUGGAAUGGUGUGCCAUGCAAGGAAUAGGAGAGGACAAAAGGCUCAUGCUGGCAGGGGGCUGUGAAAAUGGGAAGAUAUGUGUGUGGACUGUAGAACAGCCUCGCAGCAAUUCCAGGAACUUUUUUGCCAAGUCUCAUUUGCCAAUGGAAUCACAGGAAUUUGAUAGCGACCAGUUCAGAGAAGAUGCAAGCACAGAAAAGUCCAAGAAAUCCAGAAGCAAACUACUUUUGACUUUGAAUGGACAUAUCGUGUCCUUGACAUCCCUCAGUUUCAGUCCCAAUGCCUUACUUCUGGCAUCUGGCUGUGCGAAGGGUUGGCUGAAUGUCUGGUCACUGCAGGAUGGGUGUCUUCUUCAAACAUACACAGGCACGGGAAGUGUACGAAGUCUGACCUGGUAUUGUGACCGUACCAUGGCUGCCUGCUUCAGCCGGUCCAAGGAUGUCAUCCUGCUGAGUUAUAGCCCAGACAUGUUUAACAAGAAUCGAGUUAUGGCUAUUGCACGCAAGCAUCUCAAACAGCAGGGCAUUGUGGGACUGCACCAGGCACCAUGCUUCCGAGGACUGCUUCAGCGCCUGCCCACCAUGCUUCAGGAACAAUUCCUUUAUGAAAAGCCUACCGUAUUGUCAGGAGACCAGUUACUCCACAGUCAGUAUCUGCAGUGUCUGGCAUCCUUAGCGGUCAGCCUUGGCCUUGACACAGCCCUCUGUUUCUCUCCCCUGCCUCUUCAUCAUAUACAAGACACAGGUCCAUUGUGGUUGGAGCGCCUAGUGACAGAGUGGCAAUGGCUGUUGUCUUUCUCCAUCACACUCAAAGCUUCUGCAUCAUUGCUCAAUCGGGAUCCUUUUCCUGCAGCAUUCAAAUACUUGGCCCACAAUUCUGUGGACCAGCUACACGAAGAAGCAUUUGACAACAAGAGGUGGGAUAUGACCAUGGAUGCUCAAAUCAUGACAUGGGCCGUGCAGCGUCCAGAAGAUUGGCAACUGGGGGGACACUCUGAAACCUACAUCUGGGGUAGUGGACGACAUGGCCAGAUGUGUGAAGCCGGUCGUAUCUCGCUGAUGCCAAUAAAAGUCCCCUCACUCUCUAACUCACAACAGGUAGUUUGUGGUCAGAACUGCACCUUCUUGGUACAUGCUAAUGGAAGCGUGCUAGCCUGCGGUGAAGGAAGCUACGGCAGACUGGGGCAAGGAAACUCUGAUGACAUUCAUGCUCCUACCGUUGUGACAAGUCUCCAGGGCUUUAUCGUGACACAGGUGUCAACAUCAGUAGGCUCAGAUGGCCAUAGUUUGGCACUGACAGAGAGUGGGGAGGUAUUCAGCUGGGGAGAUGGUGACUAUGGCAAACUGGGCCAUGGUAACUGCUACCGACAGAAACGUCCCAAGCAGAUUGAAGCUCUUCAAGGAGAAGAAGUCAUCCAGGUGGCCUGUGGCUUCAAACACAGUGCUGUUGUGACUGCAGAUGGCAAACUAUUUACAUUUGGGAAUGGAGAUUAUGGUAGACUAGGCCAUGGCUCCACAGCCAAUAAGAAGGUUCCAGAGCGAGUGAUGAGUCUAGAACACCACCAGAUUGGCUUUGUAGCCUGUGGGCUGAAUCACACAGUGUGCAUCUCGGUUGAUGGGACCUCAGUUUGGGCAUUUGGCGAUGGAGACUACGGCAAACUUGGGCUUGGUAACACCACGCCGAAGUCUGUUCCUACUCGCAUAGAGGCACUGCGAGGAAUGAACAUUAGGAAAGUGGGAUGUGGGACACAGUUUACUGUCGCUUUGACCAGGGAUGGUCGUGUUUUUACCUGGGGUCAAGAUCGGCUGAUCGGCCAGCCUGAUUCAGGGACGCCUCACCACACUAAACCUCAGGAAGUGCCAGAAUUGUCAGCCUACUUCAUUGAAGACAUAAGCAUUGGUGCUGAACACACCCUGGCCUUAGGGAGUGGAGGAGAGGUCUGGGGAUGGGGUAACAACAGUGACGGACAGCUUGGACUCGGCCACACCACCUCCCCUGUUAAGGAACCUUGUCGAUUGACAGCGCUUAACAUUGUCUGCGUACGCCAGAUCUCUGCUGGCAGAACCCACAGUGCAGCUUGGACUUCCCCUCCUCCCCCACAACGCAUACCUGGCUCCCCACUGCCUCUGCAGCUAGGCACACCUAUGUCUGUGCCACCGCAGUUCGCAGCAUUACAAGUCUGUCCACUGGACCUACUCAAAAGUCGCCUGGCUGUCCUGCAUCAUUUCUCAGACUUGAUAUACUCAUCUUGGCGACUGCUAAAUCUUCUGCCUGGAAAGGAGAGCAGUUGUGCUGAAGGAGGCAUAUCAGGUUUGCGUGAUGGCCAACUGAGGGGCAUUCUCUCUCCUCGGGUGUACACACUACCCAUGGUGCGCUCCAUUGGUAAGACCAUGGUGCAGGGCAAGAACUGUGGACCACAGAUUACUGUUCGGCGCCUUUCAACAAGAGGGAAGAAAUGUUUGCCAGUGUACAUGCAGAUUGCUCAGCAAGUGGUGCAACUCAAAGCAGAGGACCUGAGGCUACCAGCCAGAGCCUGGAAGGUCAAACUUGUUGGGGAAGGGGCUGACGAUGCCGGAGGUGUAUUUGAUGAUACCAUUACAGAAAUGUGCCAGGAACUGGAGUCAGGAGCAGUUCCACUGCUGAUUCAAACACCUAAUUCUAAAAAUGAAUCUGGAAAUAACCGAGAUAGGUUUUUACUCAACCCAGGAAUGAUAUCAGAGGACAGUGUUGCCCUCUGGAAGUUCCUAGGAAUCUUGUUUGGUGUUUCCAUUCGUACGAAGAAGCCUCUUGAUCUUCACCUGGCACCUUGUGUGUGGAAGCUUGUGGCUGGAAUGGAACUCAGAGUUGAAGACUUGGAAGAAGUUGAUCACAUAUACAUACAGAGCCUGCGAGGAAUCAAGAGCCUGCAUGAAAAUGGCAUCAAUGAAACAAAUUUUCAUGAGUUCAUUCCAAUCGACUGCUUUGAGGGUCAAUCCUCUGCGGGUCAGAUGGUAACUGUGGUUCCCGGAGGCAAAAACAUUCCCUUGCACUUUAACAACCGCAUGCAGUAUGUUGACUGCGUUCUUCACUACCGUCUGCACGAGUGGGAUAAACAGGUGACUUGGAUAAGAGAGGGCAUGUCCUGGAUUGUGCCUGUUCCCCUCCUCACUCUCUUGACGGCCCAGUCCCUGGAGCAGAUGGUCUGUGGCACAGCUGAGGUUUCCAUCGAGAUUCUUCACAAAGUUGUCAGGUAUCGAGGGUUGGAUGAAAACCACAUCCUUAUCAAGUGGUUCUGGACCAUUCUUGAAGAGUUCACUAAUGAAGAGCGCAUCCAGUUUCUUCGCUUUAUCUCAGGCCGCACCCGCCUUCCUAGCAACCCUGCUGACAUCACACAGCGUUUCCAGAUCAUGACCUCUGACAGAGGGCUGGAUUCUUUGCCCACCUCCCAGACCUGCUUCUUCCAGCUGCGACUACCCAUGUACAGCAGUUGUGAGGUUAUGGCUGAUAGACUGCGCUAUGCCAUCAACCACUGUCGCUCCAUCGACAUGGACAACUACAUGCUUGUACGUAACACUGAGGCACAGCAGGACUCUGAUGAUGAGGGCAUGCUGUUUCAGUGAUGUGGGAUCUAGCUAAUUUGUGCUGCCACAUUGGUUCCUUGUGCGAUAGGAUUUUCACAUGGAUUUUUUUGUUUCUUAUUCUGCUCAUAAACCUUUGAAAAGGGAAAAAAAAGCAGAGGUAUCUGUACGCCAUGACUAAAACCAGCUGAUGUGUUGUGAGAAUGUUCAUUAUUUGAGCAUUAGAAGAGCAAGAAGAAGCAGAACUAAAUCUAACAUUUUGUAAAGGAACUCUCUUGUAAAAGAAAAAUUGGUAUGAUCAACAUUUUAUAAUUUCUCUGUACUAAGCCACAUGUACAAUGCACUUAUCAAAAUACAUUUAGCUAAAUUAUGAUGGUCUGGAAGGAAACCAGACUCCUUCAGACAAAUUUUGUCACCUAAAAGCAUUCUCCACUAUUUAGUUAUAGAUCCAAGCUUAUUUCUUAUUUAAAAAUAAAGCACCUGUGAUAAAAGUGUUGCUUCAGAUCUCUGUAUGAAUUACAUAACAACAUCCAUGGAGAUUUCUAUCUUUUGGGUUCUUGCUUUCUGCUAGUGUGUUGUUGCUUGAUUGAACAUUGAUUUUCUGAAUGAGCUGACUGCAUUUUAAGAUACAUGGAUCAAAUGAAAUUGUCUAAUAACAGAAGAAAGGGAUUAUUUUUUAAUGACUAAUGAAAUAAUAUCUUUGUCAAACCACAUCAUUUACUUGCAUUUCCUGGCCUCUGCAAAGAUGCUUAUAUUUAUUGUGACAACUGCAAAUGGCAGUGGGGAAUGAUUCAUUCAGAGUUAAUGUUGCAAGCGGUAACACAUGACCUAGUCAGGCUUCCAUAACCAUUUGUGUUUUGUUCAUAUCUUCAAACAUCCACACAGCCCAUUGAGACUGAAAUUUGUAAUCUCAUGUGUGUACAGAAAGGAUAUCAUGUUCCUGCACCCCAACCCAGGUCCAGAGUUUUCUCAGUCAAGUUUCCAUGCUCUCAUUUGUUUUAAUUUUUUGGCUCAAUUCUAAGUUACUCUUGUAACAUUUGUAGUGGUGAAUUUGUGUUUGGGUGUGGAGGCUUUGGGGAUAAGAUUAGAUGACAAAGAAUUGCUCUCGGCUGCUGAUCUUUUGACAUUCCUAAUGCACAAGAUAAACAUGUGCAGAGCAUUCCACUUAUAAACAUGAUGCAAAACAUGAUACAUUUAGGUAUACUGUGCUGAAGUCUACAUUUCUUUUUUUUUUUUUUUUUUGGUCCAGAUGACACAUACAUAAGUGGAUUGCAUUGUAUCACAAUUAAAAUGAACAUAAUUUAUGUUGUGUUUGCAUGGAAAUAGUCAUAUAAGUGUUUAUUUGGUAAGGAUGAUCCCUUAGAACUUGUUUUAACAACAGCCAAGUUUGUGGCUGUUAAAUUUGUCUAGAGGUUUUUAUAUGUAUUUGUGGGCACACAAAGUAUAUAGAUGCAUGGUUGUGUGCGCAUGAGUGUUAGUGCCAGCUUGUGUGAGAUAAAUGGAGAGAAUCAUGCAAUGUUUUUCGUUUGUGUUUAUGUUGUUUUUACCAAAGUAUUUAAACAAAGUAGGACUAGUGGGAAAUAAUAUUGGACGGCACCAAGGGGCAUGUAUUUGCAAGUUUCUUAACGUAUGGGCAUUGGAGUGUUCUGCGUUUGAAUUUUAUUUAUUUAUUUUGUGUGUGCAUAAUUUGUGUUUCUAUGGAGGAUAUUUAUUUUAUUUGUUUUAUGGACACUACAUACAAUGUCAUUGCAAACCACUUUGUUGAAAUCUGUCACUCAAUAAAGAUCUUUUGGCAUACA